AUGUGUCAUGUUUUUCUUUGUCUAACUUUUAUUAAGGAUGGACCUAAUGGUGGAACCAAAGAGCGCAAAAAAGAAGAUGACUCGGAUAAGGAGGAUGAUCUAGAAAAAAAAAGAUUUCAAACACAAUUGCAAGGAGCCAUUGUAAUGGAAAAGCCAAACGUUCACUGGGCGGAUAUUGCCGGACUUGAAGGAGCAAAAGAAGCGCUUAAAGAGGCUGUAAUAUUGCCCAUAAAAUUCCCACACUUAUUUACAGGCAAGCGAACUCCUUGGCGUGGUAUUCUCCUUUAUGGUGUAAGUUAUUUGAUCUAUUCUUAG
Protopolystoma xenopodis is the source of this 315-nucleotide messenger RNA. The record is from the annotation of a GenBank genome assembly. Lineage: Eukaryota; Metazoa; Platyhelminthes; Monogenea; Polystomatidea; Polystomatidae.